Molecule: messenger RNA, 4049 nt
Organism: Eruca vesicaria subsp. sativa (arugula)
Lineage: Eukaryota; Viridiplantae; Streptophyta; Magnoliopsida; Brassicales; Brassicaceae
Source: the annotation of a GenBank genome assembly
AUGAAUAAAAUAAGAACUAAACAAACUCCGGAGAUGAACCGUGAAGAAGCCAGAGAAGGAGACGAGGAAGAUAAGAAGAAGGAAAAAAACGAUGAAAAGACGAAGACAGUUCCGUUCUACAAGCUAUUUGCAUUUGCAGAUUCCAUAGAUGUGUUCUUGAUGAUCUGUGGCUCAGUUGGAGCGGUUGGGAACGGUGUUUGCUUACCUUUCAUGACAUUGUUGUUUGGUGAUCUCAUUGAUUCAUUUGGACAAAACCAGAACAACAAAGACAUUGUUGACGUCAUCUCAAAAGUUUGUCUUAAAUUCGUCUACCUUGGACUUGGAACCCUAGGAGCAGCCUUUAUUCAGGUGGCUUCUUGGAUGAUCACGGGAGAGAGACAAGCCGCGAGGAUAAGGAGUAUGUAUCUGAAAACAAUUCUAAGACAGGACAUUGGAUUCUUCGACGUGGAAACCAACACAGGAGAGGUUGUUGGUAGAAUGUCUGGAGAUACUGUUCUUAUACAAGACGCCAUGGGUGAGAAGGUUGGGAAAUUUAUUCAGUUGAUAGCUACAUUCGUCGGUGGAUUUGCAUUAGCUUUUUCAAAAGGAUGGUUAUUAACACUGGUUAUGUUAAUUUCAAUUCCUCUUCUGGCUAUGGCUGGUGGAUCCAUGGCAAUUAUAGUCACUCGAGCUUCUUCCCGAGGACAAGCCGCUUAUGCCAAAGCAGCAACUGUUGUUGAACAGACAAUUGGUUCUAUCCGAACGGUUGCUUCCUUCACGGGAGAGAAACAAGCCAUAAACAGCUACAAGAAGUUCAUAACUUCGGCAUAUAAACAAAGCAUUCAACAAGGCUUCUCUACUGGUCUAGGACUCGGAGUAAUGUUCAUGGUGUUCUUUAGCAGCUAUGCUUUAGCCAUUUGGUUUGGAGGAAAAAUGAUUGUUGAAAAAGGAUAUACCGGUGGGUCUGUGAUCAACGUGAUCAUCAUUGUGGUCGCUGGUUCAAUGUCGUUAGGGCAAACAUCUCCAUGUCUAACCGCAUUUGCAGCGGGUCAAGCUGCAGCGUACAAGAUGUUCGAAACCAUUAAAAGAAAGCCUCUGAUAGAUGCUUACGACGUAAACGGAAAGGUUCUUGAAGACAUUAGAGGAGACAUCGAACUCAAAGACGUUCAUUUCAGCUACCCGGCGAGACCAGACGAGGACAUAUUCAACGGCUUCUCCCUCUUCAUCCCCAGCGGCGCAACGGCAGCGUUAGUAGGAGAAAGUGGAAGCGGAAAAUCAACAGUGAUCAGCUUAAUCGAGAGGUUUUACGAUCCGAAAUCGGGAGAAGUACUAAUAGACGGUGUUAACCUCAAGGAGUUUCAGCUGAAAUGGAUCAGAAGCAAGAUCGGUUUGGUUAGUCAAGAACCGGUUCUGUUCUCUUCGAGCAUUAUGGAGAAUAUAGCAUACGGGAAAGAGAACGCGACGGUUGAAGAGAUAAAAGCGGCCUCUGAGCUAGCAAAUGCGGCAAAGUUUAUAGAUAAGUUGCCUCAGGGGUUGGAUACGAUGGUGGGAGAGCACGGGACUCAGCUCUCGGGUGGACAGAAACAGAGGAUAGCUAUCGCGAGAGCUAUUCUCAAAGAUCCGAGGAUACUUCUUCUCGAUGAAGCGACGAGCGCGCUUGAUGCUGAAUCCGAGAGAGUGGUGCAAGAGGCUUUGGAUAGAGUGAUGGUUAACCGGACUACGGUUAUUGUUGCGCAUCGGUUAAGCACGGUUAGGAAUGCGGAUAUGAUUGCGGUUAUUCACCGCGGGAAAAUGGUGGAGAAAGGUUCGCAUUCUGAACUGUUGAGAGAUGUUGAAGGAGCUUAUUCACAGCUGAUUCGUUUACAAGAGAUUAACAAAGGACAUGAUGCCAAAACAUCAUCAGAGAUUGCGUCUGGACCAUCGUUCCGGAGUUCGAAUCUUAAGAAAUCUAUGGAAGGAGGAUCGGUUAUUAGCAGCGGGGCGUCCUCCGUUGGGAAUAGUAGCCGUCACCAUUCGCUGAAUGUUAUUGCUUUAGCGGCGGGGCUAGACCUUGGUGGCGGUAGCGUGAGCCAGAGGGUAGGUCAAGAGAAAUCGAGUCAAGAACCGGUUCCAAAAGUAUCUUUAACCAGGAUCGCGGCUUUAAACAAAACCGAGAUCCCGGUUCUACUUCUAGGAACCGUUGCUGCAGCCAUCAACGGCGCGAUUUUCCCGCUUUUCGGGAUUUUGAUUUCGAGAGUCAUCGAAGCGUUUUUCAAACCGGCUGACCAACUCAAGAAAGAUUCGAGAUUCUGGGCGAUUAUAUUCGUAGCUCUUGGUGUUACUUCGUUGAUCGUCUCACCGGUUCAAACCUAUUUGUUUUCAGUAGCGGGAGGGAAACUGAUUCAACGGAUUAGAUCAAUGUGUUUUGAGAGAGCGGUUCACAUGGAGGUUGGGUGGUUCGAUGAGCCACAGAACUCGAGCGGUACGAUGGGUGCAAGGCUAUCAGCUGAUGCAGCUUUGAUUAGGGCUUUGGUUGGAGACGCGUUGUCUCUAGCGGUUCAAAACGCUGCUUCUGCUGCGUCUGGAUUGAUCAUAGCGUUCACCGCAAGCUGGGAAUUGGCGUUUAUAAUAUUAGUGAUGCUUCCUCUUAUUGGUCUCAAUGGUUAUAUUCAAGUCAAGUUCAUGAAAGGAUUCACCGCGGAUGCUAAGGCGAAGUACGAGGAUGCGAGUCAGGUGGCUAACGAUGCAGUGGGGAGUAUAAGAACAGUGGCGUCUUUCUGCGCAGAGGAGAAAGUGAUGCAGAUGUAUAAGAAGCAAUGCGAAGGUCCGAUUAAAGACGGGAUAAAACAAGGUUUCAUCAGUGGAUUAGGGUUUGGAUUCUCCUUCUUUAUUUUGUUUAGUGUCUACGCCACAAGCUUCUACGCGGGUGCUAGAUUGGUUGAAGCCGGCAGGACUACUUUCAAUAAUGUUUUCCAGGUGUUCUUUGCAUUAACAAUGGCAGCUAUUGGGAUCUCUCAGUCCAGUACUUUUGCUCCUGAUUCUAGCAAGGCUAAGGUUGCAGCUGCGUCCAUCUUUGGAAUCAUCGAUAGAAAAUCAAAGAUAGAUUCGAGUGAUGAGUCAGGGACGGUACUGGAGAACGUUAAGGGAGAUAUCGAGCUUCGUCACAUAAGCUUUACUUAUCCAGCAAGACCAGACAUUCAGAUCUUUCGUGAUCUUUGCUUAACCAUUCGUGCAGGAAAGACCGUUGCUUUGGUCGGAGAGAGUGGGUCAGGGAAAUCAACGGUGAUCUCGCUGUUGCAAAGAUUCUACGAUCCGGAUUCCGGGAACAUAACUCUAGACGGAGUUGAGCUCAAGAGUCUGCAACUCAAAUGGUUGAGACAACAAAUGGGACUGGUGGGACAAGAGCCUGUCUUGUUCAACGACACCAUCCGAGCCAACAUUGCUUAUGGCAAAGGAAGCGAAGAGGCAGCGACCGAGUCUGAAAUUCUAGGAGCUGCUGAACUAGCCAACGCACACAAUUUCAUCUCUAGCAUACAACAGGGUUACGACACGGUGGUAGGAGAAAGAGGGAUUCAGCUAUCAGGAGGACAGAAACAGCGUGUGGCUAUUGCACGUGCCAUAGUGAAAGAACCGAAGAUAUUGCUUUUGGACGAAGCAACGAGCGCUCUUGAUGCAGAAUCAGAACGAGUGGUUCAAGAAGCGCUUGACAGAGUGAUGGUGAACCGGACCACAGUGGUUGUUGCUCACCGGUUAUCAACUAUUAAAAACGCUGACGUCAUCGCUGUGGUGAAGAACGGUGUGAUCGCUGAGAAAGGAACGCACGAGAAGUUGAUCAAAAUCGAGGGUGGGGUUUAUGCAUCGCUUGUGCAGCUUCACAUGACUGCUUCUAACUGAUAUGUUUAUGUGAGGGAUUCACAGUUUUUUUGAGUCAUGAGAGAGUCAAACCUAGGUUAUAUACUAAAUGAAAUUUUUGUUUUGUUUUCAAUAAAAUUAUCAUUAAUAGCAUGGAUAAACCAAGGUCUGGACAUUCGGGUCGGAUCCGGACCAGUUCUUCUCGGAUCCGAGUCUUAAAAAUUUGAAUCUAAUAGGUG